AUGGGAAGUCUCUCACGACCCUGUGGCUUGGCAGCGAAGAGGCCUGAACUUGAUACAGCUGGCUUUUCUGGGGCCUGGGACUUGGAGAAGGAUGGCAGCGAGGGCACGGCUCGCAUGGAGAGCAAGUUGGAGAGGCAGCUGCAGGCAGGGCUGUGUCCUUUCCAAGAUGGGCUUUCUGCUCAGGCCUUUCGCUGUCCUGGCCACUCCUUUCCUUGCUCACAUGGACAGCGCCUAAGAGGAUUUAGAAUCAAGUGGGCACAUUUGCACUGCCUUGUUCUGAAGAGGCAGCUGGAGCUCGGACUGGCCUGGCGCGACCCACCGCGGGUCCCGGGGGACCGCAUUGUCCUCGAAGGGGCCGCCGCAGGGACUCCAUUGUGCGCGGGCCGGCCUUUUUCUCCUGCCCUCUGCCUCCCCGGCCGCCCCUCCGCCCCCGCCCCGCGCAGACGUUUCUCUCAAGCUGCCGCACCCCCGGCUGCCGCAUUUCCAAUGCGGGGAGCGGCGAGGCUCCGGGCUGGCCAUCUGCACGCGGAGAUUGACAGCGGCCCCGGAAGGAAGCAAAGAACAUACUUUGCAAAUGUUGGCUCUGAACAUGGAUGGAGUGGUACUGAAACAAGUACCGUGCAGACAUUACUUAACCCUUACAGGGGCCACUACCUAGGGAUCACCAAUUUGCUAAAGAUGAACAGAUUCUAAGAAGAUGCUUUUAAGGCAACAACCAAUUUUAACCCUGGACUGUGCAUCAGGUACCUCUUGGGUACGACCCCAAUGCCUUUGGUUGUCCUUUGUCCCUCAUUCCAGCCAUGGCUGCAGGUUCUGAGCAGCUUCCUGCUGGGGUCUUGCCUCAUGCCUUCGCCUCACACCUCUGCUGGAGCUUCCAGAGUCUGCCUUGGAGCUGCUCUGAGCCAUAGGUGGCCCAUGCAUUGCCCAACCCAGGAGUGAGCAAUGGAGUCUAAGUGCUAAUGGAUAAAUGUUUUCCUUUCUUCCCCCAGAUGGACAGCCCUGAAAAAUCUUUCAUGCAACCCCUUAGGCAGCCCAGAAAGAGCCAGGAACCAUUCGCCGGGAGCUGUGGCCGACUUCAUAACUCAUGCUUGUGUUGGUUUCCAUCCUGUCCUUCAUUCUUGUCUCUUACUCCUACU
Cebus imitator (Panamanian white-faced capuchin) is the source of this 1136-nucleotide messenger RNA. RefSeq lists its product as uncharacterized. The record is from RefSeq and is a predicted model, not a curated record. The transcript has 4 exons. NCBI's taxonomy places the organism in Eukaryota, Metazoa, Chordata, Mammalia, Primates, Cebidae. The coding region runs from base 1 to 693 and encodes 230 amino acids.